Molecule: messenger RNA, 903 nt
Organism: Strongylocentrotus purpuratus (purple sea urchin)
Lineage: Eukaryota; Metazoa; Echinodermata; Echinoidea; Camarodonta; Strongylocentrotidae
Product: E-selectin-like
Exons: 4
Coding region: 1-792 (263 amino acids)
Source: RefSeq, a predicted model, not a curated record
AUGUUUGUCACAGGUGGUGACGUCAUUCCCGAUCAUGGCUGUCCAUCGGGAUGGGACAACCACCUCACCCGAUGCUACUGGUACCUUGAUGGUUCAGCGCAGAGGGCGUCGUGGGAGGAUGCUACGCAGGCCUGCCAGGACAUCGGGGGCGAUCUCUACAUCCCAAGCGACGAUGAGGAGAGCGCCUUCGUGCAUGAAGCCCUUGGAAAGCGCGAAUCAUUCGGUUCGAUCACCAAGGGGAUCUGGAUCGGAUGUCACGACAAGGAAGUCGAGGGGAGGUACGACUGCUACGUGGAUAAUGGAUAUCGGAAUUGGGCUGCAGAUGAACCAAACAACCUUGGGGAGGAGGAUUGCUUUGCAGUCUAUGCCAGUGGUUCUAACGUCUCUCUUUGGAAUGACAAGAGUUGUCUGGAAUUGUACAAUGCUGUCUGUGAACGAGCUGGUACCAAUCUCUACAGCGUAACUCGGAGAUUCCAGAUGUUGAGCGAUAUCUCAGGCGGUUCGGCCUCGUUGCUCCCCGACCACUGCCUGGUAGAGUUGCCCGAUUUACAACCCGAUGGCUUUACCGUCACCAGCCUUAUCCGAUGCGCUGCUGCCUGCGCACAUGAUUCAGAAUGCGAAGCCUUCAAUUUCCUACGUCAUGGUGAUGUACCGCUUUCAUCUUUAUCAUCGUCGUCGUCGUCAUCGUCAUCGCGAUCACCGGGGACUUGUCAGAAGCUGUACGUGAAGAGUUUAUCCGAGAGUUAUGUCAUGACUGAAAUAGAUGGUUGCAGUUUUUAUGAGAUGAACUAACCGGACUAUAAUUAAGUAAAGCGUAACAUUCAUUUCCAGGAUACAAAAACUUUAAAGUAAAUCAAAGAGUAUAUACUGCACUAUGAUAGAGAUAAAUAUUCAUGAUAAUUG